AGCACAGAUGUGUCGAGUCGGCAAAAAUCCGAGCCAAAUACCCUGACCGUGUCCCGGUCAUAGUGGAGAAGGUCUCAGGAUCUCAGAUCGUUGAUAUUGACAAGAGGAAGUACCUAGUUCCAUCUGACAUCACCGUGGCCCAGUUCAUGUGGAUCAUCAGGAAGAGGAUUCAACUGCCAUCUGAGAAAGCAAUAUUCCUCUUUGUAGACAAGACUGUCCCACAAUCCAGCUUAACUAUGGGACAACUUUAUGAGAAGGAAAAGGAUGAGGAUGGAUUCUUGUAUGUUGCCUACAGUGGAGAGAACACAUUCGGUUUCUGAAUGGUGGGUCUUGGCUACCAUACCAUCCUGCUGUGUAUCUUGUAAAUAGCUGAUCAUUUUCUGUUCUGACAUCCACAGAAGUUCCUCCUAUAUACAUGUAUUUGUAACUGGAUUUAUUUCUUAAUAUAUUGAUAGGUCUUGUUUUAUUAGACUGUUAAAUUAUAAAAAAAAAAAAAGAGUUGUUGUUUUUUGUGCAUUUCUUUUCUCAUGGCUAUGAAUUCCCAGAGCCUCACUCCUUUGGGGGAUACAUAUGACACCGACUAAAUAAUACAGCAAAGUAGUUGGGCUACUAAAACAUGAAAGGAAUACACAUUUAUUCUGUUUUGAGGUGUUAGUUUAAGAAAAAUAAAAACAUUAAAAUAGUAUUGGGAACACUGGAUUUGCUAGCUUAUCCUAAGCAGGAGCAAAAUGCUGAUCAUGUUCAAUUGAGCUAAUAUGUUCCUCUUUCUCAAUUAACAAACAAGUACAAUAAAAAUUCCUGUC
This is a messenger RNA of Leptosomus discolor (cuckoo roller), 803 nucleotides long. The record is from RefSeq and is a predicted model, not a curated record. NCBI's taxonomy places the organism in Eukaryota, Metazoa, Chordata, Aves, Leptosomiformes, Leptosomidae.